AUGGAGCUCAAUGCAACCGUGCAAGAAGAGCCUGCCCAGUUGAAGAUGAAAGUUGGCGUCAAAAAGGAGCAUCAAGAUGACGAGGACGGUUCAAGGAUGCCUAUGAAAAAAGCCCUUUUCUUAGGCAGGACAGUGGGUCUCGCCGUACGGAAUGCAGCCCCAACCCGUUCGCACUGA
Molecule: messenger RNA, 177 nt
Organism: Letharia columbiana
Lineage: Eukaryota; Fungi; Ascomycota; Lecanoromycetes; Lecanorales; Parmeliaceae
Exons: 1
Coding region: 1-177 (58 amino acids)
Source: RefSeq, a predicted model, not a curated record